This is a messenger RNA of Ectocarpus siliculosus, 1290 nucleotides long. NCBI's taxonomy places the organism in Eukaryota, Phaeophyceae, Ectocarpales, Ectocarpaceae. The record is from the annotation of a GenBank genome assembly.
AUGUCGAUCGAAAAUUGCUUUAGCAGGGGCGACGGAGCCGAGUGUACUCGCGACGAGCUGUGCAUACUCCAACCGAGCACAAAACCUGGUGGUGGGAACAUUUGCGUACCGGCAACCUCCCCACCUGUACUCAGCGAACCAGCCGACAUUUCUGACCCCGAAAUCAAGCUUUUGAAGAUAAUGAUUUCAUCUCUUUCGAACAUCGACUUGGGCGACCGUCUCGACAACGAGCUUAAACAAAUGUAUGCACCAUUGGUGUAUCACGUGAACACAAAAAUCCGGUCCGAGGUGGCUAGUGCGUCCGAAAACAUCCCCUGGGGAACUUUGGCUGACCGACUGGCGAAUAUGAUACUCCGUGAGCUAGAGCACACAACGUGCCCGAUAUGUCUAACCGAGCUUAAUGACAGAGAAGAUCGCAGUUCCGUGAUGUAUCCGAGCUGCUGCGGAGGGCGUCAAGUGUUGCACCAGAAGUGUUUCAGAGAAGCAGUCACAGCUUCCGGCAAGUGUCCUUCAUGUAGGGCCACGAUAACGAUGGAGAAACUUAGAGCGGAGAAGAGAACAGCCGAGCACCUCGAAAGAGCACUUCUUCCCUUUCCUUCAAGAGCAAUGCAAUUUUCACUGGCCGUUUUCAGAGAUCGAAAGCAGCGACUUGUGGAGCAGCUCAACCUCAUGUGGGAGCGGGCGCAACCAAUGCCGAAUCUUUCGCGAACGAAUGAGAUUCAGAGGCGCAGGUUGAGAUUAACCAGAAUGCAGCGGCGUACCAUUGCUUGGGGGGUCGAUAACGGACUCGAUGACGAUGGAAGUUACCCCCAAACAUUGGAACGUAUGGACGCAGACAUAGCUCGGAUGGUGUACGAAAUCUUGGUGAGUAGAAGAAGCCUCGGGAUGGCGACAGUCGGACCGAAUGGAUCGAUCGAGCUGAAAAACGGUACGGUUUAUCUUAUAUUUUUGGUCAUGGGGAUCGUAGGGGGUUACCUCAUCCACGCCACCGGAACAGAUUAGAUUUCGUGCAUCAUUACACCACCGGUGCCCAGAAAUUCCAUUGUUAUCAACUUAAGCUUUCUAGAACAAUUUGGCGAAUCUUACCAACUCGAAACGAUCUAGAAGAAAGACCACAUUUUUCAAUUUUAUACGUAAAUAUUUGAGUGUAUUGGUAGCCCACGCUGCUCACAAUUCACCUUCACCAUGGCAACCACCACUACAAAUUUGAAGACGAAGAAGAAAAAAAAGAGAAAGAAGAAGGCCGACAUCACAACACGGCUACACGAGGUCUACAACAUCAACACGCUA